Prunus armeniaca (apricot) is the source of this 1722-nucleotide messenger RNA. The record is from the annotation of a GenBank genome assembly. NCBI's taxonomy places the organism in Eukaryota, Viridiplantae, Streptophyta, Magnoliopsida, Rosales, Rosaceae.
AUGCCUCAAAGAGAUGGUGGGUCUUGGAAUGCAUUGAUAACAGCAUACUCGCAAACUGGGAAUCCUGAGGAUGCCUUUGGCUUGUUCAUAAAGAUGAACAGGUUGGGUUUUUUGCCGAAUGAGAUUACAUUUGCUAGUGUUCUUGGGUCGUGUGCUGCAGUUUUGGCGCUUUGGCUUUCGAGGCAAAUUCAUGCGGUUAUUUUCAAGUAUGGUUUCAAUGGGAAUGUGAUUUUAGGGAGUUCACUUGUUGACAUAUAUGGGAAAUGUGGGGUUAUGAGGGAUGCCCGUGGAAUAUUUGAUGAGAUCCAGAAUCCAAAUGACAUAUCUUGGAAUAUAAUUGUGAGGCGGUAUCUCGAGAUGGGUGAAGGAAAGGAGGCAAUAAUUAUGUUUUUCCAGAUGUUUGUGGCAGCUGUUAGGCCAUUGAAUUUCACCUUUUCUAGUGCUCUUGUUGCUUGUUCGAGUAUUACUGCACUUGAAGAGGGAACGCAGAUUCAUGGAGCUGCAAUUAAAAUGGGUUUCGAAAAUGAUGAGGUUGUUUUGAGCUCCCUUAUCGAUAUGUACGCCAAAUGUGGGGAACUAGAGAAUGCGUGUGCAAUUUUUGACCAGCCCAAGUCGAAAAAUUUGAUUUCUGGGACUUCAAUUGUUUCAGGAUAUGCAAUGAGUGGACAGACAUGGAAGGCAAGAGAGUUCUUCAAUGAAAUGCCUGAACGGAAUGUGAUAACUUGGAAUGCAAUGUUGGCUGGAUACACUCAUUAUUUCCAGUGGGAAGAGGCUUUGAAUUUUAUAUUCCUGAUGGUGAACACAACAAAAAAUAUAGACCAAGUCACCCUUGGGUUAAUCCUCAAGGUGUGUGCUGGCCUUUCGGAUGUUGAAAUGGGAAAACAGGUUCAUGGAUUCAUUUACCGACAUGGUUUCUGUUCCAAUAUCUUUGUUGGAAAUGGCCUUCUUGACAUGUAUGGUAAAUGUGGGAACUUGAAAAGUGCCAAAACAGUCUGGUUUCACCAAAUUAGUCAAUGCCGGGAUAGAAUUUCUUGGAAUGCUUUGUUGAGUAGCUAUGCUCGUCAUGGCCGGAGUGAACUAGCUAUGACAAUAUUUUGUGAGAUGCAAUUGGAGGAAACACCUGAUGAGUAUACGUUUGCAAUUCUCCUGGCAGCUUGUGCAAAUAUUUUUGCACUUGAGCAAGGAAAACAAAUUCAUGGUUUCAUGAUCAGAAAUGGUUAUACAAUGGAUAGUGUGGUCAGAGGGGCAUUAGUUGACAUGUAUUCCAAGUGUCGUUCUAUUGAGUAUGCUAUCAUGGUUUUCAAAGAGAGGGCUUCAAGAGAUGUAAUUCUGUGGAACUCCAUGAUUUUGGGAUGCUGUCACAACUAUAAGGGGAGAGAAGUACUUAAAUGUUUUGGUUUGAUGGAGGAUGAAGGUAUUAAGCCAGACCAUGUAACAUUUCGAGGUGUUUUACAUGCUUGUACAUAUGAAGGUUUUGUUGAGUGGGGCAGGCAGUAUUUUGAUUCGAUGACCAAUGAGUACGGUAUUAUACCUAGGUUGGAGCACUAUGAGUGCAUGAUUGAACUCUACAGCCAAUGGGGGUACAUGGAUGAGCUUGAAGAUUUUGUAAAGAAUAUGCCAUUUGAUCCUACAGUCCCAAUGUUGACAAGAAUCCUUGAUGCUUGUAGAAGACAUGGCUGCUUGAGAUUGGGACAAUGGGCUGCUCAAAGACUUAAUGAGUAA